AUGGCUGCCAGACAAACAAUCCUAGUCAUCGGUGCUACAGGUAAACAAGGCUCAGCCGCUAUCAAGGCCUUGGAUCAAUCCAAGUUUAAGAUCCUUGCUGCUACUCGAGAUGCUUCAAGUGAGAAAGCCAAAGCAUUGGGUGUAGACCUGAUAGAAGGCUCGCUUGAGAAUCCCGAGAGUCUGUUUGACAAAGAGCCAAUUCAUGGUGUUCUUCUGGUUCUCGCCAAUAUAGAUCCGGAAGGUCACUUACAAGAAGGUCUGGCUAUUGUCAAUGCUGCUGCCAAACAUGGUGUCAAGCAUUUCGUAUACUCUAAUGGUGAUUAUUGUGGAAGAUCAGAUACAGGUAUUCCCUUCUUCGAAGCUAAGCGAAAGAUCGAAAAUGCAGUUAAAGCUCAAUCUUUCCAAUGGACAAUUCUAGGUCCAGUAGGAUUCAUGGAAAAUUUCUAUUGGCCACUUUAUCUAGAUCAAGUAUCGACCACCUGGAAACAGUCCACUCAUCCGACUUACAAACUCAUCGCUACUUCUGAUAUCGGUAAGAUCGCUGCUGAGGUGUUCGCCAACCCCGAUCGAUUUGCGGGCAAGAAAAUCAACAUCGUAGGAGACGAGUUGACUCCUGAUGAAAUCAUCAGUAUUUGGAAGGAAGUCACCGGUCAGACUUUACAAGCUGAGGAGACGCCCGUGUUUCCCCCUUUUAUUGCUCCUGCUUUCAAGUUCUUCGAUGAUAAUCAAUUCGAAGCUGAUGUGUCGGAGAACAAAAAACUCUUCCCUUUCCUCACCGACUUUAAAUCCUGGUUACAACAAACUCCUUUCGCCAAGAGAUAA
Molecule: messenger RNA, 822 nt
Organism: Kwoniella botswanensis
Lineage: Eukaryota; Fungi; Basidiomycota; Tremellomycetes; Tremellales; Cryptococcaceae
Exons: 5
Coding region: 1-822 (273 amino acids)
Cellular component (GO): nucleus
Source: RefSeq, a predicted model, not a curated record